CCUCUGUUUGCCCCCGGACCACUAUGUUUCGUCUAACCCGCCCGCUCUUCCAACAAAUCCUGAAAUCAAGCACUGGGAUAACGGGACUACAUGUUCAUUCGAACCCACUUCCCGAGCUGGUGAAGACGUACGAGAAUACAUUAUCGUUACUUUCCAAAGUUCCCGAGACCGCUGUCUACCGUCAGGGUGCGGAGGCCCUGACAUCACGGAAACUGAAGAUUGUCCAGGGCGUCAACGGGAACAUUGAGGAAGCGGAGAAGCAGCUAGAUGAGGGACACAUAGAAGAAGUAUUGGAAGUGGCGAAGGACGAAGAAAGCCUCGUGUUGAAGAUGCUGGAGUGGAAGCCAUGGGAACCUUUGGAGGAAAAGCCUGAACCUGGACAAUGGCAAUAUUUUGACAAAGGCUCGUCGCCGGAUUCCUAAACGCAGAAACGUUGUCUCUUUCUGACUAGCUAGGAGUGUGUCGACGGCUGUCGGAUGAUUCGGUACUACCGAUUUCAUGGUGAUCCAUAAUAGCAAGCAACUUUCCACACGUCAUUUCUCCUUUCGAGCAUAAUCCUUCAGUUUCACUGCCCAACUACGAACACUGGUCAUUGUGUCAAUUGAGAGUAAAUGUGGGAC
This is a messenger RNA of Gloeophyllum trabeum ATCC 11539, 620 nucleotides long. RefSeq lists its product as uncharacterized. The transcript has 3 exons. The record is from RefSeq and is a predicted model, not a curated record. Gene Ontology annotation, biological process: respiratory electron transport chain. Lineage: Eukaryota; Fungi; Basidiomycota; Agaricomycetes; Gloeophyllales; Gloeophyllaceae. The coding region runs from base 24 to 422 and encodes 132 amino acids.